Molecule: messenger RNA, 1271 nt
Organism: Chara braunii
Lineage: Eukaryota; Viridiplantae; Streptophyta; Charophyceae; Charales; Characeae
Source: the annotation of a GenBank genome assembly
CCAGACACAACAAUCAGUUCGUCCAUAGCGGCUUUCAGUGCAUGCACACUCUUCGAAGGUCGCGUAUGGACAAUUUGGAGUUUGUCGGACGCCUUCAAUCCUUUAGUGCCAUCCACGAAACGUUCUCGCAGUGCAGCAAAGAAAUUGUUGAGGUUUUUCGUAGUGGAGUUCCUAAUUUCUGUGCGGUUGCGCUCUCGCUUAUUGACUGUGGGUACAAGCCGUUGGGAAUAAGGCUUGAUUCAGGGGAUCUUGCAUAUCAGUCAAUAGAAGCAAGAAAGUUCUUCGGAAUUAUUGGUGAAGCUUUUUGCCUUCCAACUUUCCAGAAGAUGACAAUCACUGCAAGCAACGACAUCACUGAAGAUACACUUGAUGCAUUAAAUAAGCAGGGGCAUUCUAUUGAUGCUUACGGGAUAGGGACACAUUUGGUAACUUGUUUCAAACAACCUGCUCUCGGAUGUGUAUACAAACUUGUAGAGAUCAACGGCCAACCUCGCAUCAAGAUCUCAGCCGAUCCCACAAAGGUGACCAUUCCCGGCAAGAAAUGGGGCUACAGGAUAUAUGGAAAAGAAGGCUAUGCUCUCCUUGACCUGCUGAUGGCAGAAACAGACUGCCCACCAAAGAUCGGGCAGCGCAUUCUCUGCAGGCAUCCAUUCAGUGAAGCGAAGCGGGCGUACGUCGUGCCUCAGAGAGUGGAACCCUUGUACAAAACCUACUGGUCGGGUAAAGCAGAGGCGAAGAAGAGGCAGGUGGAGGAGGAAAUGAGGGAGUGGACGCAGGAGCAGAAGGAGAAAAUGGCGGCUAUACAAGUGAAGGUGGAGAAAGAAGAAGAAGAGGAGCCAUUGGAAAGAAGAAGAGGUGAAGCUAGUACGAGUAAGGAGGAGCAGAUUGAGAAGUUGACACAAGAGUGGACCGCACACUUGGAGCUGGGGGAAGAUAGGGAGGCAGAAGUGGCCAUACCCCAAGCAGAGAGAGAGCCGGCGAGAAGGGAGUUGGGAGCAGAAAGGGACCCGGCGAGGAGAAAGGCGAAAGAGGGGGAACAGCAAAGGGCAUGGAAGUGGCGUAUGUCCCAAGAGAAAGUUAGGCGUUUGGAGGCGGCAGAGCGAGCUGAAAGGGACCUGAAAGCGGCGGAGACCAGGAUGGGGAAGAUCAGGGAGAGACUGAGAUAGCCACUAAACUUGAUACCCUGACCCAGAGUGUGGAGUCUCUACUAAUUGCACAUCGUGAGCAGACGCAGGACAUCCGCAACUUAGAAGUAAAGAUAGAUGCAAUAC